GAUUGUUCCAGCAAGAUGAUUAAACUCGCUAUUAUAGUGUCAGUGCUUUUAAGGGUUACAUUAGCCGCAGACCCUCUACGUGUAUAUAAAGGGAAACCCGACUCAGAAAACGAAUUCCCUUUCAUUGUGCUAUUUUACUUAAAAAUAAUCCCACAGUUUACUUUUAGAACGUGCACUGGAAGUCUAAUUGCCGAAAACUGGGUGCUCACAGCGGCGCACUGCUUGAUCAAGGAUUUCAAAUUGGCUGUAAGAUAUGGAGAUUUUACUUUACCGCCAACUGAGACAUCAUUAAUUUCGGAUAUAAUAGAAACAUUCGCUCCACCGACAUCUAAUUUACCAGCGAGUGUAGGGGAAGAAUGGGAGAUGGUGCCAAGAGAUGACAUAGGAUUGGUUUUAGUUGAAAAAAUCCCAAAGAAACAUGCGAAUAUAUUAGCGUUAGACUAUAAGACUUUAUUCGGUCUGCCAGUGAAAUUCGCCGGUUUUGGAAGAACUAGUGGUACUAUAUCUGAAAAGUUUUCUUUGAAUAAAACUGUUCAGCUCGCUGGGAAGCCUCUGCAAAUUGGUGAAGGUAUUGUAGUGCCUUGCUAUAACUUUGAAAAUAUAGGUCCGGUGGUCUGUGUGGCAGCGAAGUGCUCGAACAAAAAGCAAAUGACUCUUCCAGGCGAUUCUGGCGGGCCACUGGUGCUCAAUGGUAGUAUAAUUGGCGUUACCAAAGGAGGGGCGACUCAGCAUGUUUCUUUGAGUGGUGCAUUCACUCCUGUUAAUAUUUAUUUGCAAUGGAUAAAAGAGGUCAUGAAUAAUAAUGAUCAUAAUGAGGCCCGAAGGUCGCGAGUUCGAAUGCCGACUCGCACCACUAGGUUUCUUGGAACAUAUGUACCAAAUGUCCUCGGAUAA
This is a messenger RNA of Cydia strobilella, 894 nucleotides long. Its product is annotated as renal glandular kallikrein-like. The transcript has a single exon. Lineage: Eukaryota; Metazoa; Arthropoda; Insecta; Lepidoptera; Tortricidae. The record is from RefSeq and is a predicted model, not a curated record. Gene Ontology annotation, biological process: proteolysis. The coding region runs from base 16 to 894 and encodes 292 amino acids. Gene Ontology annotation, molecular function: serine-type endopeptidase activity.